GACUUAAAAUGAAAAAAAAAGGUUAUAUCAACAAUUUGUUUGAAAACUACAAUGUUUCUUAGAUAAAAAAAAGAAGGACAUCAGGCCUUGUCCUGAGUGUGAUAUAAUUACACGAUUUCCUUUUACAAAUCGGUUUAAUAUAGCGGUGAAACAGUACUUUUAGUUGAGCUUUAUUAAGGAGAAUCAAUUGCUGCAGUUACAUAAUUGUUACAUUGAUCUUUAUGUUCAGAUUCACUUUAUUUCUAUAAACUAUCAAAGCUUCUCAAACCUAUGAGCUCAGAUCUACUUUCUAAAAGGGUGAUGUUUCAUUAAUAGUCUCUUAUAAUGCAUUUUGUAGUACUCUAUCAAAGUCCAGUGAUUCAAAAAUUUUUAAGUUUCUAUUUUUGAAAAAUCCAAAGUUUCAAAAAUUAAAAGUCUGAAAUAAUAAAGUCCCAGAAUUUUAGUCUCAAGUGUUACUUUAUAUGUACACAUUUCUCUUUACCGAUUUCUCGGUAAAGAUAAGUUUUCCAUUACCGCUAUUAAAUUUUAAUGUUUAAUGCAGUUCAUACAAAAUUAGCUCCACCAGUGUGUCGAGACUUUGGAUAUCUCUGACCUAUAUAACAUUUUCAAUACUUUUUAUAUACACGUGUUUUAUACAGAAUUAUGCAAAAAUACCAAAAGAUGUUACGAAUAAUGAUGGAUUGUUUGUUUACGUAAGAAAUAAGAAUAAACGAAGUAUUUUACACAGUCAAGGUGCCAUUUUAAUCGGUAUGCACCGUCUGCAAAUCUGAGCUGAUCACACGUGUCCAUGGAGCCGAAGCGGACUUGAUAAAUUUAAAAUAAAAUUGAUCCAACCAUUUGGUGCGCUGCCCUGACCCAGUUCGCGUUUUGCUCCCGUCUCCAGUGAGUAGAAUAAGACGACGAACAACCAAGAAUCGCCUCAGGGAAUUGCCGCCCUCAGUGGCGGGAAAUCGUCGCGAGCCCUGGAAAACUAUACAGGGUGUCCCAAGCAACUGGGACACAUUACAAUUUUGAAAGAGUAAAAUUGCAACGAAAAGAACAAAAUGUAAUCUUUACUCUUUUAGAAAUUCAGCGACCAUUAAAAUUUGUUAAUUGUAUCAUGGAUCUGGGAUUAUUAGGUCUGUUAUUUGAUUUGGUAUCGGCACACGUCAGUGACAAUUCGAAGACGAUGUGGUAAUUCCCUGAUGGAUUAAUUUGGCCCACGAUCUCUACCUUUCGUCAGGAACAUGGAGGAAGCGGACGUUCAGCAGGAAUCAAGGGACCAAGUUGGCAGUUUGAUUUUCUCUCCUCCGCCGAUGAAGAAGUCCGACACGAGGGAUAGCAUUUCCUCCGUGGACAGCGACGUGAGCCUGUCGUUCGACCGAAGAGGAUCCAAAGGAGAGGAAGCUGAUCUGUCAGACUGUGGAAGCACCGGUAGCGAACGAAAGUUGAACGAUGCAACGGAACAGCGACCGAGUUCUGAUCCCGACUCAGGAGCGGACUGCCGGGAGGAAACCAGGGACCAAAAGCAAGAAACGGUUGCAGCAAGCACCGCGACACAGGCCGACGAUUUUGUCCCGCCGAACGACGAGUUGACCGAGAAAAUUUGUGCCCAAGUGGAGUUUUACUUCUCCGACGAGAAUAUCGUUAAGGACGCUUUCUUGUUAAAACACGUGAAGAGGAACAAGGAGGGCUACGUGUCUCUGAAGCUCAUCUCGAGUUUCAAGCGAGUGAAACACCUUAGCAAGGACUGGAGAGUGGUCGGUGCCGCUUUGGCAAAAUCCAAGAAGCUUCAAGUGAAUCCUCAGGGUACGAAGUUGAGGAGAAUCGAUCCUCUGCCGCCUUUCGAUCAGACCACCCCCUCGAGGACGAUUCUGGCUGCGAGACUUCCGGUGGAGAAGUUAUCGGUGGAGACCGUCGCUGAGAUUUUCAGGCCAUGUGGGGAAAUCGCUCUCAUCAGAGUCCUUCGACCUGGACAUCCCGCGCCAGCCGAGGUGCGACAGGCGAUCGCUAAGAGGCCAGAGUUGGCAGCCAGCGACGAGUGCGCCAUGGUCGAGUUCACGGAUUCAGCGGCCGCUCGUGCCGCUUUACAAAUGUCCUUGGGCGAUGCCAAGAUGUUCGAGCUGCAGCAAUCUGGAGACAAGAAGAAGAAACAGCAACCUGCGAAGAAAAGUGCCCUGACGAGAUUGGCCAAAGAGGAAACUUACAACUCAUCGAGUGGACCCAGUGGAUCUGAAAACGAGGAUGGACGAGCCAGACAUAAGAAACCCAUUCAUACGUACCCAGCGUAUCAUCCUUAUCCGGGCAACCAUUAUCAAGGACCCCCAUCACCAGAUGCAUGGUUAUCUCGCCGAUUAUCCUCCUGUUCGGUGUCAGGUUCAGAAAAUGGUUUCAUCCUCCGUCGUUUGUCAUCCUGUUCCGGCUCAGGUUCCGGUUCGGAAACCGGAAGCUUCGGUAGACGAUACUCAGCCUGUUCCUCCGGUUCGGAGACCGGUUACUACCACCCAGUUUUCCCGGCGAAUUACUAUUAUCCGGAAAAUCGACGUUACUCGUGUUGUUCGAGUUCCGGUUCCGAGUGCAACGGUGCCUGUUACCAUUCUAGUCGUCGCGGAUCCGCCGAUUACGGAUUCAUAAGGAGGUUAUCCGCUUGCAGUCGAGAUUCUGGCUACGACAUCGGUGUGAGAAGGCUGUCCUUGUGUUCCUCCGGUUCCGAACAGGCUGGAUAUUGUCGACCCAGAAGUAACAGCGGUAUUGCGUUAACGCAUUUGCCUGAGAACGUGACGAGAAUGCCAUCUGGCCCAGAUGGCACGCGUGGGUUUGGCCGACCGCCAAAAAUGAAUGCCAUGGCACCACCCAUGGAGCCCACGUGUUAGAAAUUAUUUAUUCUCGACAAACUUUCUUUCAGAUUCUAUUACAAUUCUCGCUAAUUAUGGAACUGACAAUGUACAAGUAGAACGGUGGAAAUAAAAUAGGCUAUAAGUACCAUUUUUCAAAAAUUCUUUUUACAAAAAUGGUACGCAGUGGUGCAAAAUUUAAACCUGGAAGGUUUAUCAUUAGAUUGUCAAACUUUAUGUAAAGAGUAAACUAUACAUGGUAUACUUUUUACAAACCUUAAAUUACUUCAUAUAUGUAUGUGGAAUUCCAUGUAGAAAUAACAGAUACACAAAAUAGGUAAAUAAAUUAAUUUUAAUUAGAAAAAGAUUUUUGAAAAAUAUUCUAAUUUCAUUUGUUUCUUUGGGGCUCCUUGGCACCCUCUCUAAGUACGUCACUGAGGUGUACUUAGGACAAUGAUAUCGAGGACAAUAGCAGUAAAUAUGAACUGAAGUAAUAUUGCAAUAAUUCACAAUUUUUAAAUGACCAGUUUUUACAAGUUUAGUUAUCAUAUAUUUUGAUAAACAAGUUGUUUUCACAGAAAUUUAAAUGUUGCAGUUGUAUUUAUUUUCACUGUUCAAAUAUGUAAUCAGUUAUUAUUAAGAAUUUGGUACCUUGUCAGUUUAAUGAACAUAUACUGUCUUUAUAUUAUACAUGUUUUUCAUUCGUUUGUAUUUAAUUUUAUCAAGUGAUUUUGAAUGUUUUGAAACAGUCGCAGGAAUGUAUUUAUCUUCUUUCUAGUUUACGUGUUAAUUAUUUGAUCAUAAGAGAUUUCUACUUAAAAUGAUGUAAAUAAUAAUAUUUUAAAUGUUACGUAAUUGUGAUAAGCGUCAAUUUUACAAAGGACAUUUUAAAUCCAUGUAUAUACAUAGAUGUACACUAGCGAGCAAGUCUGGCUUCUUCUGGAGAAAAUUGAAAAAAAUUUGCUGCAGAUGAAAGAUCGUAAACAGUUAUCAAGUGUUAAGUUUAUAGAUCUAGAGUUUUAUAAAUUUGAACGUUUAGUAAUUUGUGAAAUUAUAGAUUUAAGAAUUCAUAAAUUUAGCUAUUUAGAAAUUUAAGAAUUUGGAAAUUUCAUAAUUUAAAAAUUGUCAUAUUAGUAUAAUUGGAAAUUCAGGGAUUCAAAACGGAAUUACCCAAAAAUCAGGAGAAGCCUACAUUGCACCCGGGUGUACAAAAGUUUUCGAUUGUGAAGUUCUGUGAUAUCGACGAAUAAUAACUAUACUUCGUUCUACGAAAGAUCAUACUUAAUUUGCGCAGCUCCACUAAGUUUAGAACGUUUCGCGCCAUCUUGGCUACCCUUCUGCCACUUGUUUUUCAUUCAUUCGACCACGUACACGGUCAACAAAAAUGAAAGAGAUAUUAAACUCAAUUUUUAGAAUAAUUUCACAUCAUAACUUGUUGGAGGAAUUUUAGAUAUAAUAAAAAAAUAUUGUGUUUAACAGAAAUCAGAAUUGAUGAGAGUGUCCACCAAGUAUAUACGACUAUGUUUAUAAUGUGCAUGCGCGUUGCUCUUAGUUAUUCAGUUUGUUAUAACCAAUCAGGAUCAACAUGCGUAGAUGAGCGAAAACUCAUCAUUCAAGUAGUAUGUAUGAUCUUAUAUGGAACGGAGUAAUUUAUACUGUACAGACUUCGAAAUCGCAAGUAGUAUAUGUCCGUGUUGAACAGACACUGAAAGAUGUGUUGAACAGCACUGAAAGAUGUGUUGAACAGACACUGAAAGAUGUGUUGAACACACCUGGUGUGUCAUUCGCGAUACUCAAACAUUAAUAUACAUUAUGUAAACAUUGUAAAGAAAUAUAUUGAUAUUUUCCAAUUGUA
Messenger RNA from Megachile rotundata (alfalfa leafcutting bee), 4668 nucleotides. RefSeq names its product La ribonucleoprotein translational regulator Achilles (gene Achl). NCBI's taxonomy places the organism in Eukaryota, Metazoa, Arthropoda, Insecta, Hymenoptera, Megachilidae. Gene Ontology annotation, biological process: RNA processing. The record is from RefSeq and is a predicted model, not a curated record. Gene Ontology annotation, cellular component: nucleus; ribonucleoprotein complex. Gene Ontology annotation, molecular function: mRNA binding.